Messenger RNA from Zingiber officinale, 1682 nucleotides. RefSeq names its product nucleolar protein 56-like. Gene Ontology annotation, molecular function: snoRNA binding. Gene Ontology annotation, cellular component: box C/D methylation guide snoRNP complex; small-subunit processome. The transcript has 8 exons. The coding region runs from base 1 to 1392 and encodes 463 amino acids. The record is from RefSeq and is a predicted model, not a curated record. Lineage: Eukaryota; Viridiplantae; Streptophyta; Magnoliopsida; Zingiberales; Zingiberaceae.
AUGGCGCUCCACCUCCUCUUCGAGUCAGCCUCCGGCUACUCGCUAUUCCACGCUUACGGUCUCGACGAGAUCGGCCAGAACACCGAGGCCGUCCUCGAUCUCACUCGCUUCAGCAAGGUCAUCAAGCUCACCUCUUUUCAUCCUUUCUCCUCCGCGCUCGACGCCCUCAACCAGUGCAACGCCAUAUCUGAAGGGAUUAUGACCGAGGAGUUGAGGAAUUUCUUGGAGAUGAAUCUUCCCAAAGUGAAAGACGGCAAGAAGGCAAAGUUCAGCCUUGGUGUCGCGGAGCCCAAGGUUGGGUCGCAAGUAUUCGAGGUGACUAAGAUUCCUUGCCAGAGCAACGAAUUUGUGCUUGAGCUCCUUCGCGGUGUGCGAUUGCACUUUGAUAGGUUUAUCAAAGACUUAAAGCCUUCCGACUUAGAAAAGGCUCAGCUUGGCCUGGGGCAUAGUUAUAGCAGAGCCAAGGUAAAAUUCAAUGUUAAUCGGGUCGAUAACAUGGUCAUCCAGGCCAUUUUCCUCCUUGAUACCUUGGAUAAGGAUAUUAACUCAUUCUCAAUGAGAGUCAGAGAGUGGUACUCGUGGCAUUUUCCAGAGCUAGCCAAGAUCGUCAAUGACAAUUAUCUGUAUGCCAAAAUUGCAAAGUUUGCGGAGAAUAAAUCUGACCUGUCUGAGAAUCAUAUUCCUGAAUUGUCAGAAUUAGUUGGAGAUGAGGAGAAAGCCAAAGAAAUUGUAGAAGCAGCUAAAGCAUCCAUGGGACAAGAUCUGUCUCCAAUUGACUUGAUUAAUGUUCAGCAAUUUGCUCAGAGGGUUAUUAAUCUUUCUGAAUAUCGGAAGAAGCUCUAUGAGUAUCUUGUUACAAAAAUGAAUGAUAUUGCUCCUAAUCUGGCUUCUCUUAUCGGUGAAGUAGUUGGGGCUCGUUUGAUAUCUCAUGCAGGGAGUCUUUCCAAUCUGGCCAAGUGCCCUUCAUCUACACUCCAGAUACUUGGCACAGAGAAAGCCCUUUUCAGGGCCCUUAAAACUCAAGGAAAUACUCCAAAAUAUGGACUUAUCUUUCAUUCUUCCUUUAUUGGCCGAGCAUCUGCUCGGAACAAGGGUCGUAUAGCACGUUAUCUUGCAAACAGGUGCUCUAUCGUAUCCCGUAUUGACUGCUUCUCUGAGGGGAAUACUUCUGUAUUUGGACAGAAGCUUCGUGAGCAGGUUGAGGAGAGACUUGAUUUCUAUGACAAAGGUGUUGCACCUCGGAAGAAUGUUGAUGUGAUGAAAGAUGCCAUAGAGAGUGUACUGAAUGUCGCCGAGAAGGAUGCUGGUUUUAGAACCAUUCCAUUUUUAGUAUAUACCUUAGACGUCGUUUGCUUUAGAAGAAGAAAAAGCAGAAGUUGGAGGCACAACUAGAGAAUGCUGUCCUGGAUGAGUUGAAUGGUCAUGACAUAGAACAGAAUGGAAACACUAAGAAAAAGAAAAAAAAGAAAUGACGAGCUAGCUAAGGAUGCUGAGGUGCAGAAUGGGACAGAAGGAAAGAAGAAGAAGAAAAAGAACAAAUUACAAGAUUAGAACAUAUUGAACGCCUAUGAACUCCUCAUGUUUAAUUAUCGCCUCGUGCAUUCUUUAUCACCAAUAUCAUUUUAGAAAGGACUCCUCUAUUCGACUCUACAAGAUUCGUCAAUCUUGGGUCGUUCAUACUG